AUGCUGAUCAAGGUCCGCACACUCACCGGCAAGGAGAUCGAGUUGGAUAUUGAGCCCGACUAUAAGGUCUCUCGGAUAAAGGAGCGCGUCGAGGAGAAGGAGGGUAUCCCCCCGGUCCAGCAGCGACUCAUAUUCGGCGGCAAGCAAAUGGCGGACGACAAGACGGCGGCUGAAUACAACCUCGAGGGUGGCGCCACGCUUCACCUUGUGCUCGCCCUGCGUGGUGGAUGCGAUGCGAUGUAA
Penicillium brasilianum is the source of this 243-nucleotide messenger RNA. Lineage: Eukaryota; Fungi; Ascomycota; Eurotiomycetes; Eurotiales; Aspergillaceae. The record is from the annotation of a GenBank genome assembly.